Molecule: messenger RNA, 1857 nt
Organism: Drosophila sechellia
Lineage: Eukaryota; Metazoa; Arthropoda; Insecta; Diptera; Drosophilidae
Product: transcription factor grauzone
Exons: 4
Coding region: 93-1811 (572 amino acids)
Biological process (GO): regulation of transcription by RNA polymerase II
Cellular component (GO): nucleus
Molecular function (GO): RNA polymerase II transcription regulatory region sequence-specific DNA binding; DNA-binding transcription factor activity, RNA polymerase II-specific; zinc ion binding
Source: RefSeq, a predicted model, not a curated record
GUAAUCAGCUGUGCUUUGCCCUGUUUUUAUUUGUAAAAUAACACGCAUUUUUAAUAAUUUCGUUUGUAUAUAUUCGCGCGUCUCUCUCACAAAUGCCUUGUUUCCUGUGCACUCAGAGUGUGGAUGAUGCGGUGGGUAAUAUAGAGUUUGCCUCGGAGGAAGCCGAUUCACUGGGCCUGCGGUGCAUCAUCGAGAAACACUUCUGGCUCCAGAUCCCUGCCUCAAGAGCCGGCUAUGUGUGCGGCCCCUGCUGGGAACAGCUUCUGCUCUUUCACAACUUUUACCUCAAUGUGGAACAAGCCCACAAAGCGCUGGAGCAAACUGUUUUGAAGGAGACAUCUCCGCCAGAAGUGGUUGCUUCCGCUCUAGAAGAGCACAUCGUGAAAAGCGAGCAUGACGAGAGCGUAGCCGCUGCCGUCAAACGCCGACGUGGACGUCCUCGAAAAGUCGCUCAACAGGAUGCACGCGAGGAGUUGAAGACCGUGCUGGAGCAAAUCAAUUUAAACGAAAUAAAAAUCGAGUUCCCCGAAGCUGACUUGACAAUUGCCGAUGUGCUUGAGGAUCAGGAGGAGCAGGAUUUCCUACCCGACGACUGCAUCAGCAAGGAGGGAGCAGAGGAGCCAGAGGAUUUGGAGAAGAAACCGCCGACGCUUAAGCGAAAGGUUAGCGAACGUUCAAGAGGUCGUAGACGUGUGCAAUUUGCAGAACGGGCCAAUACAAGCUGUCUGCCUAAAAUCCAGAAAUCACAAGAGUUCAAUGAAUAUAUUCGCGAGCACUAUAAAGUUCAGUGCCACAUCUGUAACUUGCCAAUGGAGGGCUUCUCCGAGAUGCUGGCCCAUGUACGACGGGAGCACAAGCAGCGCGGCUAUGCAAUGUGUUGCAACCGAAAGUUCUUUAAGCGGGGCGUUCUGGUGGACCACUUGCGCCGCCACCAGGACCCUGAAACCUUUAAGUGCUCCAUUUGCGAACGCGUGAUGGGCCACCGUCGAAGUCUUGAACUGCACAUGCGCAUGCAUGAGAUUAAGACGCGCGGACGACUAUACCACUGCGAACAGUGCUCCAAGAGCUUUUACAGCGCCGUCGUCUAUGAGCGCCACAAGCUGACUCACAUUCCUCGAGAGCAGUGGCAGGUCAAGUGCACGCACUGCGAGAAAACUUAUCCCAGUCAGUAUACGAUGCAGCAACAUGUUAAGCUGGUCCAUUUGAAUUUAUAUGCCAAGAUCUGUGAUGUGUGUGGAAAAUCGAUCAGAGGACGCGAAGCCUUGGCCAGGCACAUGGAGGAGCACACGGGAGGACCGCAGGCAGCAAUCAAAUGCCACUUGUGCGACUCAAUGCUAACCACCAAAUAUGGACUGGCCCGCCACAUAAAAAUGAUGCAUACCGCUGAGAACCUGCAGCCGAUGCAGUGCGAAUUUUGUCUUAAGAUUUCCCCCAGUCUACAGGCACACCAGCACCACAUCAAGUACACCCACAACACAGCGCGUAGUCAUCAGUGUCCGAUGUGCGAAAAGGCCUUCAAGAGACCAAACGAACUAAAGGAACACAUGACAACCCAUACUGGAGAGGUUUUGUACACAUGCCCCCAUUGCCCGCAGACCUUUAACUCAAAUGCCAACAUGCAUGCGCACCGCAAGAAGGUGCAUCGCAAGGAGUGGGAGGAGAACCGACACAAGCGACUGAAUCGUCCUCGCAAAUCAGACACCAUCAUCGCCGUCAGUGUUCGCAAGACCACAGAGACCAGGCAGGAUGGAGGAGGAAUGGUAACUGCAGAAGCGAUAGUAACUACCAGCAGCCCUCGAGCAGAAUGCUAGCCCUAGGUGACCUUUUGACGCAAUAAAAACCAAAUGGGACACCGUA